AUGUCCAAAGCAAAAAUAGAUCUUGCUAACUUGGAUUUCAGCCGUACCUACUCAUUUGAAGAGUUCGAGUCAAUUAACGAACAGCUCAAAACACAUUCCUUAGAAUUCAACGGACAACCAGUCAAUUUAUUUGAUCUCGACGAAAAUGGAAAGCUUGUUCCAAUGCCACAGGCCACUCACUGUAUGGGGAUUACUGUUGCAGAGAUUAUCAGACAGCUUGGUAAUUGGAACAUUCAAACUCGACAGAACGGGGACAUAAAAGCAUCACAAGGAGGGUUUAAUUUUAAUGUUGGAGGCCACAGAGCUCCUGAUGUCUCCUUCACGCCCAAAUCUGUAUCUCGCCAAUUGACUGAAUUACAACGUUGGACUUUCCAGGGUCAAUCAUUCACUCCCACAUUCGUUGUCGAGGUUGGAGACACCGAAAGUAGAUCGACGUUCGAAGAGUUAGAUGGCAAAUUUAAACGCGGAUACUUUGCACUUGGAACAUCUGUACAACUCGGUUGGUUGAUUGAUCCCAGAAAUAGUAAAAUCUGGGUAUACAAGCGGAGUCAACAUGGUAAUGUCUUUCGUCGUGAGCACGCAUGGGGAGAUGUAGAGGGUGGUGAUAUUUUGCCGGGGUUUACAUUAAACGUGUUGAUGAUUGGUGAAGUAAUUUCACAGAAAUCUUCAGAAUCAUCAUCAGAGAAUGAAGAAUUGCAAAUUAAUUGCCCUGAAUGUGACGCAACUUUUUCUGAUCGUUACACUUUUACGAAACAUUACGUAAAUAAGCAUGUUUGUAAACGGCGUAGAACAAA
Molecule: messenger RNA, 794 nt
Organism: Acaulospora morrowiae
Lineage: Eukaryota; Fungi; Glomeromycota; Glomeromycetes; Diversisporales; Acaulosporaceae
Source: the annotation of a GenBank genome assembly